This is a messenger RNA of Caenorhabditis elegans, 651 nucleotides long. RefSeq names its product Copper transport protein (gene Y58A7A.1). Gene Ontology annotation, biological process: copper ion transmembrane transport. The transcript is spliced from 4 exons. The coding region runs from base 10 to 501 and encodes 163 amino acids. Gene Ontology annotation, cellular component: membrane. Gene Ontology annotation, molecular function: copper ion transmembrane transporter activity. Lineage: Eukaryota; Metazoa; Nematoda; Chromadorea; Rhabditida; Rhabditidae. The record is from RefSeq and is marked reviewed.
AGCGAAACCAUGGAUCAUUCUCAGCAUCAUCAUGUUCACAAGGGAACCAUUGGUAACACUGCGGUCGCUCAAACAAAAUCGUCAGAUCAUAUGAUGAUGAACCACGCAAUGUCCUUCCACUUUGGCACUGAAGAAACUAUUCUUUUCGACUUCUGGAAAACUGAAACUGCUGUUGGAAUUGCUGUUGCAUGCUUUAUCACUGUACUUCUCGCGUUUUUGAUGGAAACUCUCAGAUUCUUCAGGGAUUAUCGAAAAGCGCAGACUCAACUCCACCAACCUCCAAUUUCUCCAGAAGACCGUCUUAAGAGAUCCCCUCAAUUGGACCUGAUCGAUCCUCUUCUUCAACUUUUCCAGCUGACAAUUGCCUAUUUCCUUAUGUUAAUUUUCAUGACAUUCAAUGCCUAUCUCUGUUUCUUCACCGUUGUAGGAGAAGUAGUAUGCCAUUUGCUUUAUCGUACACUCUACCCAAAUUUGAAUUCUUCUUCCGCUGGCCACUGCUAGAAAACUUAUAACAUGAGUCAAUACUUGUCUGUACAUAAACUUUAAAAUCUAAAAUUUAUUUAACUAAUCAAUUUUGUAAAUUUUUGCUGUAUCACUGUAUCACAUUCCGCGAUAAUUUUGACAACUGAUGAUGAAAUUUUCCAAAGAACG